AUGGAUAAAAGUACAAAUAGAUAUGGGACAUCUCGUAAGGCAACACAGAAAGUUGUUCAAAAAGUUAAAACUCCAACUACUUCAAAGCUCAAACCACCUAAACACUCUGCUUCUCCUUCGAAUAAAAUUGAUUGUGAACCGAAUCCUCCUUCUAUUCCGUCUAACCGACCAAAUAAUAAUUCAUCCUCAAUCUGUGGACAAAGUCUAACUGGUAAUUCUGGUGACUCUAAAAUAAUAGAAUGUCAACCAAUCAUCGAGUCAUAUGUUACUGCAUCACCAAAAUUACCUGCAAAAAAAUCU
Dentiscutata heterogama is the source of this 300-nucleotide messenger RNA. The record is from the annotation of a GenBank genome assembly. NCBI's taxonomy places the organism in Eukaryota, Fungi, Glomeromycota, Glomeromycetes, Diversisporales, Gigasporaceae.